AUGAUCACUAGUACUCAUGACUAUCAGGUGGAACAGAGAUCUUGUUCAUUGGCGGGUCUCCUGACCUCUCCUCAUUUUCCUACGUUCUAUUCUUCCGGAGUCUCGGUGGGAUCAGAGAUCUAUUUCCCUGAUCACGGAUGGCCUUUUCCCUCCACGAAGGUUAGGGUCCUUGAUACUCGAUCUGGUACUAUACGGAUGGGUCCAAGCAUGAAAGUGGCUAGGUGGGCCCAUAAAGAAGCAAUGGGAGUAGUCGACGGGAAGAUAUACGUGAUUGGAGGAACUUAUGGGAAAAACCAAGUGGAAGUGUUUGAUCCAGAAACUCAAACCUGGGAGUUCGCAGGUGAGGAGAAAGUGCAAUGCAAUUCGCGGUUUAGUGCGUCGCUGGAGGACAAGGUUUACAUGGUGGACUUGGAACAUGGGAGAAUCAGUGCGUAUAGUCCGAGAGAAGGUAUAAACAACGUGGCGACAGAGAGGCUAAUUGAGCAUAUGAACUGCAUGUGUGUGGUAGAGAAUGUGAUAUAUGCUUGUUUUAAGCGGAGUGGGUUAAUGUGGUUUGACACAAAGCUCAAGGUUUGGAGAAGAUUGAUUGAUUCUGGUGGGAAGGCAACAUUGUGUUCCUUUAACGCUGGAAAAAUGGCGGAGUACGAGGGGAAGUUAGCGGUUUUUUGGACACAGAUUAAUACUAAUUUUGUGGAGAAGGUGGAUAUUAGGUGUAGAAUUAUCGCAUUGGAUAGGGUAGGAGAAGAGAUUCGUGGGAAGAUCGAGAGCUCUGGUAGUGUGGCCACAUGUUCGUAUUCCAUAACUUUAAGCCAUUGUUUAGUUGUGUCUGAUUGA
Molecule: messenger RNA, 834 nt
Organism: Brassica napus (rape)
Lineage: Eukaryota; Viridiplantae; Streptophyta; Magnoliopsida; Brassicales; Brassicaceae
Product: putative F-box/kelch-repeat protein At2g41360
Exons: 1
Coding region: 1-834 (277 amino acids)
Molecular function (GO): protein binding
Source: RefSeq, a predicted model, not a curated record